Messenger RNA from Phytomonas sp. EM1, 1086 nucleotides. Lineage: Eukaryota; Euglenozoa; Kinetoplastea; Trypanosomatida; Trypanosomatidae. The record is from the annotation of a GenBank genome assembly.
AUGGAACGUGUUUUAAUAGAGGGGUUGUUCGGAUCUGACGGGUUGCAGAAAUUACUUAAAUCUAAGAGUCUCACCAGUUUCGCACUUGCUUGCCUCAUCCCACUUUGCAUUAGUCUAUUAUUGGGGAUCUGUCGCUUACGGCGUGGACGGGUGUGUGAAACAGAUCGCGUUCGCAUAGCGCCCUUACUCAUGUUCUUCUCACUCUUGACAGACAGCGCUAAUGCUGAUAAUGAGAAGCUCCUUGUGAGUCUCCUCCAUCCUUCACUGUUAGAGGAAGGAAUGGUGGAGCCUGGAGUGCUGCAGGCCACGGCUCGGUGUUUGUGCGACAAAUUCGGCAAGCUCGUCAGCAUUUCAAAUGCCACGAUACGUGUCGCACGCAGUGGUAGGCAAACUAACUGUGAGGGCCUCGUUGACUUUGAACAUGUGAAGCAGGUAUGGUGCCAUCUAUCUUGGGUAUGGCGCCCCAUCCAGACGAGGCAAUGGAAGGACAAGUCGCGAGAGGAGUCCGGCACGUCAAGGUUCUCUGCGAGUGGCAUCAAUCUGGAUAUAUUGAAUGCGUUUUAUGUCACGGACUUUCAUGUAGAACUGAAGAAGGGGGACUGCUUGAAUCUAGAAAAGUAUGUGAAUCCUGAUGACUUUCAAUCUUUUGCUAAGAGCUUUGUGAAAAGAAUAUUUGAAAAACCCCCUACGGAUGCCGUGGGUAUGAUGAUGCCAACUCUUCAGAAGGCUUAUCUCAAAAAUAAUGUAAAUAAUCUCCAGGAAGAGAUACAACAGGUGCUGAACAUCUGUGGUGGUCUGGCACACGGUGUAGAGUCCACAAAUUGGAUGGACGCCAUCCUGGUUGAAAGGAAAACAGUUUCCUCAAUGCCAAAGGUGAGGGUCGAUGGGGAUGUUGGGGAAGAUACUUCCACUAAGGAGAACCGUAUGGCAACAGCUGGCAGUAUCGAGGUGCUUUGUCAGAUUGGCGGCGGCACGCACGAUAUUGAGGUGUCAAUGUGUAUUACCUUUUAUGGACUCCAUUGUGUUGUUACACAAUACGAAGUCAGACCAAAAUCAGAUGAGCCUUCAAAAAACAUCGUUGAAUGA